Molecule: messenger RNA, 2047 nt
Organism: Spea bombifrons (plains spadefoot toad)
Lineage: Eukaryota; Metazoa; Chordata; Amphibia; Anura; Pelobatidae
Gene: C8B
Product: complement C8 beta chain
Exons: 12
Coding region: 87-1805 (572 amino acids)
Biological process (GO): immune response
Cellular component (GO): membrane attack complex
Molecular function (GO): protein binding
Source: RefSeq, a predicted model, not a curated record
UGAAAGCUGAUGGUUAUCUGCAGCGGGGACAGAAAACACGGCUAAAAACCUUUAGUCCGGGGUGAUGCUGAGGGGCGCCGUCUGAAAUGAUUUUGUUUGCUGUAAUUUUUAUAUUUCUGACUGUCCAUCAGCCAAGCCAUGGAGAACGUUUCAAUAGAACGGCCGAGGCUGGCUUUGUUAAGAGGAGAUGGGGGAGAUCGGUUCAGGGGUCCCCCCAGCCGGUAGACUGUGAACUGUCCAGCUGGACUCCAUGGAGCUCCUGUGACCCCUGUCAGAAGAAACGAUACAGGUUCGCCCAGCUGACCCGGCCAACUCAGUUCCGAGGGGAGCCUUGCGAGACCAUUGAUAGACAAGAGGAGUCUUGUAAGACCGGCACACCUUGCAGGAACACGAAAAGAUGCGAAGGUUUCCAGUGCGUGGAAUCGGGAAAAUGUGUUGCACGUAGGCUGUUGUGUAACGGUGACGAUGACUGCGGUGAUCAGUCUGACGAGAAAGAUUGUAAGAUCGUCCGAAGACCCUGCACGGAUGACAUGGAGCAAUACUGGGGCAUAGAAAAUCUAGCGAGUGGAUACAAUUUAUUCACAAAUAACCGUGAAGGAUUAGUAUUAGAUAACCGUUAUUACGCCGGGGCCUGUUCUCCGCACUAUAUUUUGGGUACGAGAUUUCGAAAGCCUUAUAACGUGGAAAGCUACGUUCCGCAGAGUAAAGGCGAAUAUGAGUUUCAGCUUUCCGAGUACGAAUCUUACUCAGAUUUCGAAAGAAAUUUCUUCAGUGCUCACGGAAAACAAACCAGCUUCAGCUUUGGGAUAAAAAUACCAGAAGUGAUCGAUAUCGGAUUCAGUUACAGUGACAUGAGUUUCAAAAAAAACGUUGAAAGGAUAAAGAAAUAUUCGCACACUAGCAGUAAAUAUAUCCACGCUAAGUCUACCCUGGAAGUCGCGCGGUACAAACUCAAAUCGCGGGGCCUGAUGCUUCAUUCAGAAUUUUUCCAGAGAAUAAAACAGCUGCCUCUGGAAUACGUCUACGGCGAAUACAGAGACCUCUUCAGAGAUUAUGGGACUCACUUCAUCACGGAGGCAACCUUAGGAGGCACCUACGAGUACACCCUAAUUCUAAAGUCAGACACCAUCAAAAAUGAAGGGUAUUCCUUAAAAGACAUACAAUCGUGUGUUCAGGCAGGAUUUACCCUCGGGGGUAAUAUCUGCGGUGUCUGGGUCAGCGUCAGUAUGUCAGCCUCACAAUGUGAUGCAUUAUUAAAGGAAAUUGGAGACAGCUAUUCUACGCAUAAACUGCUGGAAGAUUUUGUAGCAAUUGUUCGAGGAGGAGCAAGUGAACACGUAACGACCCUGGCUUACAAAAGCCUCCCGACCCCUGACCUCAUGCAGGAAUGGGGCGACGCUGUCCAGUAUAACCCUGACAUCAUAAAUGUGAAGGUCAGUCCCCUGUAUGAGUUGGUGACCACGACGGAUUUCAGCAGUGCCAAUAUUCUGCAGGAGAACAUGAAACGCGCCCUUGAGGAAUACUUCUCCGAGACGAGUUCCUGCCGCUGUGUGCCGUGCCAAAAUAACGGGAUUCCGGUCAUGAAGGAAUCUCGUUGUGAGUGCAUUUGCCCUUCUGGGUUUAAAGGUUCAGCUUGUGAAACCACCAAGAGACCAGUUCCUCCAGUAGAUGGAAACAGGGGCUGUUGGGCCAGCUGGACACCUUGCUCUAGAAGAGAAAAGACGAGACAGCGGCAGUGCAACAACCCACCGCCACGCGGCGGCAAGCAGUGUGAAGGAGCCAGUGCUGAGACAUCAAGCUGUUAGUCAUAUCAAGACCAUUAAAGUGCUUAAAACAUUUUCAGUCGAUCUGCCCGAGACUGCAUUUCCCACGAUGCUUACUGAUUCCUUCAGUCGACCGUUGCUGUGCUGAGAAGCAGGUUAAGUCAACCAAGUCUAGAAAAUAAAUGUAUUCAUAUGGGGCAUAAAAUAUUGUUUUAGACACAUAAAUCACAACUUCUGUGUAAAGUUAGAAUUUGGUUUUAAAAAUAAAAAUUUUGUACACAUAA